AUGCAGAGACAUUUCUUGUAUCCUCCGAGAGAACUGCCGUCCCGUUCCUUACUGCAAUUCAUGAGUACAUCAAAGAGUCGCAAAAGGUGUGAGUUGUACAGGGUUUAUAAACACUUGGCACAAGUAACUAGACAGGAAGAGUCUACUUACAUUUUAUCCGGCUUUCUAUCUGCAGACAUGGAGCGAGAUAUAUGCGGCUCUGGAGAUGAAGCCGUCCUACGCAUAACUCACGACGAGGCAGGGAGUGGAGAUGACAAUGGACACGAAAAUACUAACGAAAGUAAUGAAAGUAGUAGCCUAGGCCAAGGAGACUACGAAACAAACCACUAUGAAGAAGCAGACGACUUGCAAGAGAACGACGAUGACUUUGGGAUACUCUAA
This is a messenger RNA of Giardia duodenalis, 381 nucleotides long. RefSeq lists its product as uncharacterized. Lineage: Eukaryota; Fornicata; Diplomonadida; Hexamitidae. The transcript has a single exon. The coding region runs from base 1 to 381 and encodes 126 amino acids. The record is from RefSeq and is a predicted model, not a curated record.